Molecule: messenger RNA, 3015 nt
Organism: Closterium sp. NIES-67
Lineage: Eukaryota; Viridiplantae; Streptophyta; Zygnematophyceae; Desmidiales; Closteriaceae
Source: the annotation of a GenBank genome assembly
UCAGAAUUCCAUUCCGGCCACAUUUACUCCUCGCGAGCCUGGAUUCUAGGCAUGGCGUCGAGUGUAGCGAUCCCAUGGCUUUAGCGCUGGCAUGAAACGCAAGAGGUCCGACGGUUGCACUUUUUCUCUGCGUCUUGUUGGUUGCGCGUGUUCUUCGACUAGCCCACAGCAAGUUUGCGAUCCCGGCGUACGAAGGAGCGUACGCCUGUCGGACUUUUACUUCGUCGGAUAACCCGUUUCUGAUCAUGCAGUCGUUUUGGAGAGCGCGUAAGAUCGACGAGGUGACGUCGGACGACGAUAAGAUCGCGCCCGUGUACCGCCUGGACGAGAUAUGCCAGGACCUGCAGGCGAGCCCGGGCGACACAGUGAAGGAGGUGGUUGACUACAUCAUGCAACGCGUCAACCACGCCUCUCCCUUUGUCAAGCAAAAGGCCCUGCGGCUGAUAAAAUACACAGUAUCCCGCGCGGGCACGGAGUUCCGCCGCAGCAUACAGCGCCACUCCGCGGCCAUCAAGGGCAUGGUGCACUAUCGCGGACAGCCGGAUCCGUUAAGAGGCGACGCGCCCAACAAGGCCGUCAGGGAGAUGGCGCAGGAGGCCGUGCAGGCCAUCUUCAACCCGCAGAACGACGUCAAGCCCGGCGCAGGCUCCAUGGGCGGCGGUGGUGUCAGUGGCGGUGGGGCGUCUACAGGGGGUGGCUAUAGCGGGGGGUACGGAGGCGGAGGUGGGAUGGAGGGCGGGCGGCGCAGAAUGGAGGGAUUCGGAAGCACGCCGGUCAGGGAGAACGGGGGUCCUGGGGGAGGAGGAGGGGGAGGGAGAGGUGGUGGGGGAGGGGGGGCAGGAGGCAUUGGGGCUGUGCUGGGCGUGAGUAGUGAGUCCAUUCGGCAGGGGAUUAGCAAGCUGACGGGUGUGGUAGUUCCAGGAGGAGGAGGGCCGGGAGGAAGGGCGGGUCAGUUUGAAGAAGCAGCAGGCGGGGGGAGCUACGUUGGCCCACGGUUGGACUCGGUAGGAGGUGGGGAUGCUUACGGGUACGGAGACGGGGGGUAUGGAGACGCGUCUUCCUAUAACCAGCAGCGGUACUCGCCUCACGCUUCCUCCUCCUCCGCCUCGUCAGGCGGGUCCAAGUCCAAGUAUGUGGGGUUCGACCGGCAGGGGCGCACGUUUGACUCGUCCACCAACUCGUACUCGCCUGCUGCCGCGCCUGCUGCCUCCUACUCUGGUUCCGGCAGGGACAGAGAGUACGGGUCAGACCACGGGUAUAGAGCAGGCGGGGCUGAGGAGGAGCGGGUGGUGGAGGGCAUGACUGGGGCGGGCGGGGUGCGGCUGCAGCCCACACGGGAGGCGCUGAGGGGCUUCAUCGCGAGCUUGGGCAAGCUGAACGCCGGCGCUGUGGCUCAGGCCCUGGAGGCCCGCCUCGCUAGCAACCUGUGGCAGACGCGUCUGAAGGCCAUGUGUGUGGUGGAGGCAGUGCUGCGGCAGGAGGGCGACGCGCAGUGCGAUGCCAUCUUUGACCACUUCGUGGACAGCCCCCACGCGCUGCAUGACAACGUGGACUCGCCUCAGACGUCCCUCAGAGACAAGGCCAAGCGGGUGCUUGACCUCCUGGGCUUGCGCCACCAGCAGGGGGGGCAGGCAUCCCCGCAGCCAGCAGCAGCAGCAGUUGACGUGCCGGACUUGAUCGACGUGGGUGAAGACGAGGCGCAGGGAGCGGAUGGCGGAGGAGGAGCUGGUGGAGAUCUAGGAGCGAUCGCGAGUGACGGGUCGUCUGUAUCACACGUGUCUGGUGGGUUGGGAGUCGGGGUUUCUCCUGUGGCUUCUACAGGCGUGGAUGACCUCUUGGGAGGGGGGGAUGACCUACUCAGUUCCUUGCAUUCUGCCACCCCUCCUCCUCCUCCUCCUGCUGCUGCUGCUGUAGCGCCAUCUGCCCCUGCUCCCACUACAGCCGCUGCAGCUGUAGCCGUGGACCCUUUUGCUGCUCUCUCUGGCGACCUCACAGGGCAAGCGUCCGACCUCUUUCAAGGGAUGAGCCUCAACAGCCAAGGGCCGGACGCGAACCACCAGCAAGGACCGGCACCAACUGCUGCUGCAGGUGGUGCUAACGGUGCUGGUGCUGGUGCUGGUGGGGGAGGAGGAGGAGGGGAGGAUCUGUUUGCGGGUAUGAGUGUGAACCAGCAGCAAUCGCAACCACUUUCUGCAGGCUCGGUGAAGCCAAAGCCGGCUGCCUCACCUUCAGUCUUGCUCCAGCAGCAGCAGCAGCAGCAGGCAGGGCAGCAGUGGGGAAUCGGGGCAGUGGGCAUGCUCGGUGUGCCCAUGACCAUGCCCGCUCCCUUGGCGCCUGGACCAGCAGUAGCAGGGGGAGGAGUGGGAGGAAUGAACAUGGGCAUGGGCAUGGGCAUGGGCAUGGGUGCAGGGCCAGGCAUGCAUCCUAUGAUGGUCCCCGUGCCUAUGAUGGUCCCCCCUGGGGGAGUCAUGAUGCCAGGUGCUCCUGGCAUGAUGCCCAUGGGUAUGGGCAUGAACAUGGGCAUGGGCAUGGGCAUGGGUAUGGGUGUCAACAUGGGAAUGGGCGGAGGGAUGGGGAUGGGGAUGGGGGGAGUUGGGGGGCCAGGCAUGAUGGGCGGAGUGGGGGGGAUGAUGGGUGCUGCGAAUGGAGGGAGGAUGGGGGGUGGAGGCCGGGCGGGCAGUGACUUUGAUUUCUCGGGGGAUCCCACGGUGCGCCCGACUCCCCCGAGUGCAUCCAGCAAGGAGGAUUCCCACGCCUUCGACUUCGUUUCGGAGCACAUAGUCGCAGCUAUGGGGACGAAGAAGGGGCCACCAGCAGCCUCAGCCAUGCGCUCCUCCUGAGUGGCAGUCAAUGAGCCUCCAGAAACAAGUGCUUGGGAAUAGUUUUGAGUUUUGAAGACAUGUGGACUAUCAUGCUUGUUACCUAACCUGGAACAGCUAUCCUUGCACCAUUGCUGUAUCAAAAACAGAGAAGUGUUGAUUGAUAGAGUGAGAGUACACACAGAUAUACCUAAGU